Corylus avellana is the source of this 2067-nucleotide messenger RNA. It is a transcript of the gene SAT32, whose product is annotated as interferon-related developmental regulator family protein / IFRD protein family. Lineage: Eukaryota; Viridiplantae; Streptophyta; Magnoliopsida; Fagales; Betulaceae. The record is from RefSeq and is a predicted model, not a curated record.
GAACCAGCGAAUAUUCCGAACCACGCAAUAUGAAUAAUUUCUAGUUCGUUCGUGUUGAGAAACGCCUAAUUGCCCUCUCGCCUCUCGCCUCAUCUACGUUUCCAACUCUGGUCCCCUUAUAAAUUCCGAGCUUUCGGAUUGAUUUUGUGUACCCUUGAAUUUUAAUGGAUUAUUCCUCAUUCGAAUCAUCUCAGCUGUUCCUCUUCUUCUUGUUCUUGUUCUUUUCUUCGCUUAUUUCCAUUCACUUCAAUUCCGUCGAUCUCUUGCGUCCUCAGAUUCUCAGUCAAUCUUGUAGCCCUUUCUGACAAACGAGCGGCCGUCACCAAUGGGAAAGCGUAAUUCUCAGCGUAAGAAUGCUGCGAUGUUGGACAGCGAUGAUGAUAAUAGUAGUGUGAGUUCGUCGUCGACUACGCGGUCGGAUCGAUUGUCCGUGUUGGGGACUGAAGAAGUCCAAUUAGAUAAAGAUAGUUUGCUGGAACAAGCUCUAGAUGCUUUGUUUGAGAAGAGGGGCUCUACAAGAGAGAAAGCUCUGGCAGCAAUUAUUGAGGCUUUCAAUAGCAGCAUGCAGCAUCAGUUUCUGGAAAAGAAAUUUGCUACUUUACUGCAUCAGUGUCUGAGCUCCAUUAAACGUGGGUCUUCUACAGAGAUAUCUUUAGCUUCACGUGCCAUUGGAUUGUUGGCAUUGACUGUUGGCCCCGGGGAUAACGCACAUGAAAUAUUAGAGGAAUCAGUCACUCCUCUUUCACAGGCUUUAAAAUCUGGGCCUCAAUCUUCAAAGAAAUUGUUGCUGGAGUGCUUGGCUGUCAUCACUUUUGUUGGUGGAAGUGACACAGAAGAAACAGAAAAGUCAAUGCAAGUAAUGUGGCAAGUGGUUCAUCCAAAACUUGGUCCCAAUGUUGCUGCAUCCAAACCCUCAGCAGAUGUCAUAACUGCCGUGGUAUCUGCUUGGUCCUUUCUUCUGACAACUAUGGAUGGAUUUAAACUAAAUCCCAAACAUUGGCAAGAGUCAAUAUCAUAUUUCUCUAGCCUGCUAGACAAGGAUGACCGGUCUGUACGCAUUGCUGCUGGUGAAGCGCUUGCUAUAAUUUUUGAGAAGGGAAGUUUGGACAAGUUUUUUCGUGAAGCUAGAGAUUCAACUGAUGGCUCAAUUCAAGGAAGCAAACCCCGAGAAGGAUUUUCACAUAUACAAGGAUUGAAGGGGAAAAUCACAAAUCAAGUCAGAAGCCUCUCUGCUGAGGCAGGUGGUAAAGGAUCUGCUAAAAAAGAUCUUAACAGCCAGAGGAACUUCUUUCGGGAUAUGUUGGAAUUUUUGGAGGACGGUUAUUGUCCUGAGACUUCAAUGAAGAUUGGUGGAGAAUCAUUACAGACAUCAUCAUGGUCUCAACUAAUACAGUUGAACUUUUUGAAGCAUUUUAUUGGGGGAGGCUUUAUUAAGCAUAUGCAGGAAAAUGAAUUCCUUCAGGAUUUCUUUGGGUUCAAACCAAAGAAGAAGAAUCCUCUUGAGGAUGAACAUCGUGUAUCUAGCGUUGAAAAGAGAAUGUUUAAGUCACCGAACUCGGUUGUUAACAAGGCUAGGACCCAACUACUUAACAAGCAGCGAAUGUUAUCUGAGGGUCGAAACGUUGGUCACUAUGCAGUCAAUGGGGGUGAUGAGGAGGUCUAGCCAUCUGCACUUGCUUUAAAACUCUGAUGUAAUCAUCAAUCACAUGGAUCUCUGCCAUCUAGUUAUUAUGCUUUGCUUCAACUCUUCUUUAUUAUCUUCACCACGUAGAGAGCAUGUUUUUGUGUACUUGGUGGUGCAUUCACAUACAUCAGAUUUGUCAUACUGUAGUUUGUACCAUAAUUGUCCUCGUUCUUCUUUGAGGCAUUAAUUGAUAUUUAAGGGAAAUGCUAAACAUCUCAAAUUUUUUUCCCAAAAGUUGGUUCUCAAAUAAUGUGUCACCAUCCCAUGAGUUGGUGACACACUUCAUAAAAUAAUAAAUCUCAUGAUAUGGUGACACAUCAUUUGGGAACUAACUUUUGUGAAAAAAAUUUGGGAUGUGUAGCACUCCUCGAUAUUUAAUACUC